Molecule: messenger RNA, 481 nt
Organism: Pistacia vera
Lineage: Eukaryota; Viridiplantae; Streptophyta; Magnoliopsida; Sapindales; Anacardiaceae
Product: phosphatidylinositol-glycan biosynthesis class F protein-like
Exons: 6
Coding region: 1-438 (145 amino acids)
Biological process (GO): GPI anchor biosynthetic process
Cellular component (GO): endoplasmic reticulum membrane
Source: RefSeq, a predicted model, not a curated record
AUGGAAGGGGCUCUUGUAAAUGCUUUAGAAGCUAUUGCUUUGGGUGCACCUGUGGGCAUUCAUGGCAACAAGUUAGCUGCAUUUGAAUUUUGUCAGACUUCAUUUGUGUUAUCCUAUUAUAUAUUACUGCUUUUUUAUCUUGCGUACUGGCAGUUUGUUCCCGCUGCUUCGGUAUAUGGUUCAUCAUGGGAAGAUUGGCGACGUAUAUUUGCGCAUACGAACUUUGUUUCUGCCAAAUGGAUCUGUCUGCCAGUGCAUGGAGCUGUUAUUGGAGCUUGGUUUGGCGCUUGGCCAAUGCCGCUUGAUUGGGAGAGGCCAUGGCAGGAAUGGCCGAUUUGUGUGAGUUAUGGAGCCUUGGCAGAGUAUCUGAUCGGAAUGGUGGCAUCUCUUGGCUUUGUACUCAUUCGUGGAAGACAACAUCAUCAAAAAGGAGACUAGCUGUCAAGUAAUUAUCAAUUAAUAGUCGAGUCAAGUAUGUGUU